CGCUGCAGCCGCCGCCGCCGCCACCCGAGGGGCGCGCGCGGGAUCGUGAGGGCGGCGGGAGCUGAGCAGGAUAAAUCAGGAAUCCCUGCCCGCUCACCAUGGGCUCCACAGUGUGGGAAUGUGGCUGAAAUUUCAAUUUUUCGUUCAUCACCGAGAGUGGGGAAAAAAAAAAAAAAGGAAAAUUCCUUCAGGACCCUGAGGAUGUCGGAGAGAGAAAAUUUUGAAAUUUGGAGGAACCACAAGCGAAGGCAAAGGUGAGAAAUGAGAUUUUGGAAGGAAAUGUUGGAAUUUUUGAGGGUGCGAAGGUUCUGCAAGCAGAGCCAAUGUGAAAAAUGAAAUUUUAGAAGGAAAUUUUGGAAUUUUUGAGGGUGUGAAGGUUCUGCAAGCAGAGCCAAUGGGAGAAAUGAGAUUUGGAAGGAAAUUUUGGAGUUUUUAAGGAGGUGGGAGAUGCCACGAGCAAAGGCAACGUGAGAAACGGGAUUUUGGCAGGAAAUACCAGAAUUUUUACGGAUCUGGAGGAUGCCACAGGCAGGGCCAAUGUGAACAAUGAGAUUUGGACAGAAAUAUCAGAAUUUCUGAGGAUGAGGAAGAUGCCACAAACAAAGCCAGUGUGAACAAUGAGAUUUGGAAGGAAAUUUUGGAAUUUCUGAGGAGGCGGAAGAUGCCACAAGCAGAGCCAAUGUGAAAAAUGAGAUUUGGACAGAAAUUUUGGAAUUUCUGAGGAUGAGGAAGAUGCUACGAGCAGAGCCAGUGUGAAAAAUGAGAUUUGGACAGAAAUAUCAGAAUUUCUGAGGAGGUGGAAGAUGCCACAAGCAGAGCCAGUGUGAAAAUUGAGAUUUGGACAGAAAUUUUGGAAUUUCUGAGGAAGAUGCCACAAGCAGAGCCAGUGUGACAAUUGAAAUUUGGACAGAAAUAUCAGAAUUUCUGAGGAGGUGGAAGAUGCCACAAGCAAAGCCAGUGUGACAAUUGAAAUUUGGACAGAAAUCUCAGAAUUUCUGAGGACGAGGAAGAUGCCACAAGCAGAGCCAGUGUGACAAUUGCGAUUUUGGCAGGAAACGUUGGGGUUGUGAGGAUGAGGAGGAUGUUUCGGGGGGUGAGGAUGGCCCUGGCGUGGCUGCUGCCCGCCCUGUGGGUUUUGGGGUGCCGGCUGCCCCCCGGGAACGGGCACAGCCUGUUCUCCUGCGAGCCCAUCGCGCUCCGCAUGUGCCAGGACCUGCCCUACAACUCCACCUUCAUGCCUAACCUGCUCAACCACUACGACCAGCACACGGCCGCGCUGGCCAUGGAGCCGUUCCACCCCAUGGUGAACCUGGAGUGCUCGCGGGAUUUCCGGCCGUUCCUGUGCGCGCUGUACGCGCCGGUGUGCAUGGAGUACGGGCGCGUGACGCUGCCCUGCCGCCGCCUGUGCCAGCGCGCCCACAGCGAGUGCUCCAAGCUCAUGGAGAUGUUCGGCGUCUCCUGGCCCGAGGAUAUGGAGUGCACCAGGUUCCCGGACUGCGACGAGCCCUACCCUCGCCUGGUUGACCUCAACCUGGCGGGCGAGCCCACGGAGGAGGCGCCGAUGGCCGUGCAGAGGGAUUACGGCUUCUGGUGUCCCCGGGAGCUGAAAAUCGACCCCGAGCUGGGCUACUCCUUCCUCAGGGUGCGGGACUGCUCCCCUCCCUGCCCCAACAUGUACUUCCGCCGCGAGGAGCUCUCCUUCGCCCGCUACUUCAUCGGCGUCAUCUCCAUCGUCUGCCUCUCGGCCACCCUGUUCACCUUCCUCACCUUCCUCAUCGACGUCACGCGCUUCCGCUACCCGGAGCGCCCCAUCAUCUUCUACGCCGUCUGCUACAUGAUGGUGUCCCUCAUCUUCUUCAUCGGCUUCCUGCUGGAGGACCGCGUGGCCUGCAACGCCUCCAGCCCCUCGCAGUACAAGGCCUCCACGGUGACGCAGGGCUCGCACAACAAGGCCUGCACCAUGCUCUUCAUGGUGCUCUACUUCUUCACCAUGGCCGGCAGCGUCUGGUGGGUCAUCCUCACCAUCACCUGGUUCCUGGCCGCCGUGCCCAAGUGGGGCAGCGAGGCCAUCGAGAAGAAGGCGCUGCUGUUCCACGCCAGCGCCUGGGGCAUCCCGGGCACGCUCACCGUCGUCCUGCUGGCCAUGAACAAGAUCGAGGGCGACAACAUCAGCGGCGUGUGCUUCGUGGGGCUCUACGACGUGGACGCGCUGCGCUACUUCGUGCUGGCGCCCCUGUGCCUCUACGUGGUGGUGGGGGUGUCCCUGCUGCUGGCCGGGAUCAUCUCCCUCAACCGCGUGCGCAUCGAGAUCCCGCUGGAGAAGGAGAACCAGGACAAGCUGGUCAAGUUCAUGAUCCGCAUCGGCGUCUUCAGCGUGCUCUACCUCGUGCCCCUGCUGGUGGUCAUCGGCUGCUACUUCUACGAGCAGGCCUACCGGGGCGUGUGGGAGACCACGUGGAUCCAGGAGCGCUGCCGCGAGUACCACAUCCCCUGCCCCUUCCAGGUCACCCAGAUGAGCCGUCCCGACCUGAUUCUGUUCCUCAUGAAGUACCUGAUGGCCUUGGUGGUCGGCAUCCCCUCGGUGUUCUGGGUUGGGAGCAAGAAGACCUGCUUUGAGUGGGCCAGCUUCUUCCACGGGCGCAGGAAAAAGGAGGUCGUCAACGAGAGCCGCCAGGUGCUGCAGGAGCCGGACUUCGCGCAGUCGCUGCUGCGGGACCCCAACACGCCCAUCAUCCGCAAGUCGCGGGGCACCUCCACGCAGGGCACCUCCACGCAUGCCUCGUCCACGCAGCUGGCCGUGCUGGACGAGCAGAGGAGCAAGGCCGGCAGCGUGCACAGCAAAGUCAGCAGCUACCACGGCAGCCUGCACCGCUCGCGGGACGGACGGUACACUCCCUGCAGCUACAGGGGCGUGGAGGAGCGGCUCCCUCACGGCAGCAUGUCGCGGCUCACCGACCACUCGCGGCACAGCAGCUGCCACCGGCUCAACGAGCAGUCGCGGCACAGCAGCGUCAGGGACCUCAGCAGCAACCCCAUGACACACAUCACGCACGGCACCAGCAUGAACCGCGUCAUCGAGGAGGACGGCACCAGCGCCUGACCUUCCUCGGCCCGGAGUCAUCCUCAGCCUCAGCCGGGCUCGGGACUUGAGCCGCUGAGUGUAAAGCUGGUUGCGUGCUCUGAACCUCUCUGGAGGUAAUUAUUUAUUUGAGAACUGUUCCUCGUCGGACACGACUGCUGAAUUUCUGGUUCGCUGUGGAAAAACAAUCUCCCCCCUUCCUCCUCUGUCCCCCUCCCUGUGUCCCUCCUUCCGUGGGCUCGGCCCCAGCUCUCGGUGUCGGUGUGGGGCGGUGCUGGGAGUUGUUCUGAUGAGACUUGAGGGAACCUGUGAUGGUUGAAGGAAUCCCUCCCUCCGUGCACCUCCCUGCAGGGGACAUUCCUGCCAGCUGGUGACCCUGGAAACGCCGCCCGAGUGAAAGGAAGCUCCUCCGAGGAUCACCAGCUCUUCCCAGAGCGGCCCAGGCUCGGUUUUCCACGGGGUGGAGGGAAGAGAGAGGCAGGGAAGAGCGAUUUUUUUAUAACUUGUACCAUCCUUGCUUUUUUACAAAAGACUAUUUAAAUUUUCUACUGGUUUACAAUUUCUGUAGGAAGAGAUGGGUUUUAAAAGCAGUUAUCUAGAUAAUAUUCAGCCAUUUAUUUUUUAGAGUCAUGUACAAAAGCUGAGAUUGCCUGUUCCUAAUCUAUUUAAAAAAGAAAUUAUCACAGGAAUGCUGCAUUUGUGCCCCAAGCAGGAAUGUAGAGCCCGUCCCUGCAGCCAGAGCUGAGCCUGUUUACAAACCCCAGCAGCUGAGGCCAGAGGGACCAGGGGAGUUGAUUCAAGGGUGCCCCACCUGCCUGGUGAUGCCAGGGCUGCUUUGGGGAGGAUUCUCUGUGCUGAGCAAGAAUUCAGAGAUGGGUGGGAGAAACUGAGGCAGGAGCUGCCCCCAGAUGGGGACAAGGAGGAUGUGGCAGCUGGAAGCCCAGGGCAGUCCUUGAGGAGGAGACAGGAUCCCCAGUUCAGAUCUGCCUCUGCUGUGGUUGUUUCCAUCCCCUUCUGCAGAUUCGUGGCAGGGAAUUCUCAGUUUGGGCUUUUUUUUUUGUGUGGAAAGGCUCCCUUGGGAUGCACUGGAGGCAGAAGUCAAGGAUGGUGCUGGAGAUCUUGUGGAGCAUCUUCUGUGGGGAUGGAUCCAGCACAGGGAAACACUGCUGGCUGCAAACCUACCUCAGUAAUCACUGCUGGGAAACGAAUCCUCAUUUUUGCUUUGUCCUUCCAUGAUUCCCUCCCUGACCUGCUGGAGGCAAUUUGAGAAACCUUUGUGCACCAACCCCGGGGCAGGGGCUGCUCCACAAUUAACCAACUUUAAUUGCAGCUCCUAACCCCAGCGCUGUGGAAUCAAAGGCUCCCAGAUUUAUCCCAAAUUGUCUCUCUUGCUUCCAGCGGGUCAGGAGGAGAGGGCAGAUGGAGCCCAGCGUGGAAUAACAACAAAGCUCUUUGUUGUCAGCCCCCGGGGCCCUGGGGCAGAGCAGGCUCUGCUUGGCCUGUUUGCUCAGCAAACAGCCCCGGGGCCAGCCCAGGGACAGCCCCGGCCCAGGGAUAACCGAACAUCCAAAGCUGUGGAAAAAUCCUUCGGAGUGACUUAAACCGGAGAAGCUGCAGCUCCCUGGAAGCCCCAAGGGUGGAUGGAACCUUUGCUGUUUUCCAAUCCAGCUCCUCCUGACUCACUGCCUCCGAGGGGUGAUCUGGGAGAAACCUGGAUAAGCUGAGUUUUCCUAAACACUGGAACUGAACUAAAUGAGCUCAAGGGUUUACGUUGAUCCUCUUGGCUCAACUUGCAGUAUUUUUUUUU
Messenger RNA from Melospiza melodia melodia, 4886 nucleotides. RefSeq names its product frizzled class receptor 3 (gene FZD3). The transcript has 7 exons. The record is from RefSeq and is a predicted model, not a curated record. The coding region runs from base 1073 to 3100 and encodes 675 amino acids. Gene Ontology annotation, cellular component: plasma membrane. NCBI's taxonomy places the organism in Eukaryota, Metazoa, Chordata, Aves, Passeriformes, Passerellidae. Gene Ontology annotation, molecular function: Wnt-protein binding; Wnt receptor activity. Gene Ontology annotation, biological process: non-canonical Wnt signaling pathway; canonical Wnt signaling pathway.